AUGGCACUAACUAGCAAACAUGAUAGAAUCUGUUUAGCCUUCUUGCGAAGAAUAUUGGCUUUCUGCAAAGAUCGUGUUCAAUUCUCUUUAGAUGGGAUGGUACGAGAGCUUGGGAUUCCUGAAAAUUUUCAUAGUGAAUUAUUCGCUCGAAUUGAUCAAUUCGGAAUUCUUAGACCAGUUUCACCAAAACAACAAUCAAUGACGGUCAAAAGAACAGUCAAAAAGAGGGCCCUCGCUCCUUUUUUGAAACAAUAUUUUCGAGAUGGCGAACUUUCAGAAACAGCAAAAAAUACGGACUCAUGUGUUGAUAACUCUCUUCGUGAUAUACCGGGUGGUGCUGCGCCUAAAAGAAAACCAACAAACGAGUCUGAUGUUCCGCAAAUGUCGUCUGUGAAUGCUAAUAAGGAGCCACUAGCAAAACGGAGAAGGAAAGUUUCUGACGGAUAUUAG
This is a messenger RNA of Ctenocephalides felis (cat flea), 450 nucleotides long. RefSeq lists its product as uncharacterized. Lineage: Eukaryota; Metazoa; Arthropoda; Insecta; Siphonaptera; Pulicidae. The coding region runs from base 1 to 450 and encodes 149 amino acids. The transcript has 4 exons. The record is from RefSeq and is a predicted model, not a curated record.